AACAGUAGAGAGGCUUUUCAUCAUCAUCAUCAUCCGUCGUCUUUUACCGCCAAACAACAGUAGAGAGGCUUUCAACUCCUUCCAGACACCUUUGAAUCUUUGCCACCAAUUCAAUUCUCAAAACCCGUCGAUUGUUUGAGCGGGGGAAAGACAAAAUGAGGGUUUUCAGGCAGCUGAGAUUAGCUCAUCACGCUUUCGUCGCCGUUAAUUCAAACCCUUUCCUCAACCGCUGCAUGAACUUUCGAUCGGUGGUCUCAUCUUCAUCAUCACUGUUAUCUAGUUUCCAUGCUUCCGAUUCUUCAUACGCUUCCAAUUUCGUAAAUUUGAAGAAUUCACCUCGCCACCAUUUGAAUUUGAAGCCAUGGGGGCCGUUUCUAGGGCAAAGGAGGACGAUGUUUAUUCAAACACAGCCGACUCCGAAUCCGGCAUCAUUGAUGUUCUAUCCGGGGAAGUCAGUUAUGGAAAUUGGGAGUUCGGACUUUCCGAAUGCUCGCACUGCCAUGAACUCACCUUUAGCAAAAUCACUUUUUGGGAUUGAUGGAGUUACACGAGUCUUCUUUGGGUCCGACUUUGUAACAGUCACAAAGUCUGAUGACAUUUCAUGGGAUCUUCUGAAACCGGAGAUUUUUGCUGCAGUUAUGGAUUUCUAUACAUCUGGUCAGCCUUUGUUUCUGGAUGAAAGCACCGCAGCUUCCAAGGACACAGCUAUUCAUGAAGAUGAUUCAGAAACUGUUGCUAUGAUAAAAGAGCUUUUGGAGACUCGCAUACGGCCAGCAGUGCAGGAUGAUGGUGGUGAUAUUGUGUAUAGAGGAUUUGAUACGGAGACUGGAAUAGUCAAAUUGCAGAUGCAGGGAGCAUGCAGUGGCUGUCCUAGUUCAUCUGUGACUUUAAAAUCUGGCAUUGAGAACAUGCUAAUGCACUAUGUGCCUGAGGUCAAAGGGGUGGAACAAGAGUUGGACGAGGAGGAAGAAGAGGCUGCUGCACUGAAAUAGAGCUGCUUCUUGAUAUUUCAUCCAAACAAACGCUUAAAAAUGACGAGGAUAGAGGGUUAAUGGGUUUAUACUGACGAUUAUUCACAUGUUAACGAGGGACAUCUUUGUAUUAUGAUUGAGUUCAAAAGUUGCACGUGUAGUAUACAUCUGUAGAUGUCAAUAAUCUGAGAAUAUGUAUCAAUUUUGUUUGAAAAUUUACAGUCUCUUAUUCAACCUUGAAUGUAGAUGAGCUACAGAUAGGUAAUUUAUAUGCUACAUUGAAGCAGCGUUAACAUUUCGUAGGAUAUACAGCGGUUAGUCAAUAGUUGCCUGCA
Spinacia oleracea (spinach) is the source of this 1306-nucleotide messenger RNA. Its product is annotated as nifU-like protein 4, mitochondrial. The record is from RefSeq and is a predicted model, not a curated record. Gene Ontology annotation, biological process: iron-sulfur cluster assembly. NCBI's taxonomy places the organism in Eukaryota, Viridiplantae, Streptophyta, Magnoliopsida, Caryophyllales, Amaranthaceae. Gene Ontology annotation, molecular function: iron ion binding; iron-sulfur cluster binding. The coding region runs from base 156 to 992 and encodes 278 amino acids. The transcript has 6 exons. Gene Ontology annotation, cellular component: mitochondrion.